Molecule: messenger RNA, 1456 nt
Organism: Mugil cephalus (flathead mullet)
Lineage: Eukaryota; Metazoa; Chordata; Actinopteri; Mugiliformes; Mugilidae
Gene: rnaseh1
Product: ribonuclease H1
Exons: 8
Coding region: 336-1247 (303 amino acids)
Biological process (GO): DNA replication, removal of RNA primer
Molecular function (GO): RNA-DNA hybrid ribonuclease activity; nucleic acid binding; magnesium ion binding
Source: RefSeq, a predicted model, not a curated record
GCUUAACUUCUGGGUUUUUUUUUUACUCCAAUCUUGCCUUGUUUUGGUUUAAAAUAAACGCUAUAUUUUGGUGUAGAAAGCAACAAAAUAUGUUGCGUUGUUGUUAAAUGUCUUUAUAGAUAGUUUUUGGACGUUUGGUUCAGGGUUAGAGUUGUUUUUUGUCUCAGAAGAAGCCCACAAUUAGCUCACCUUGGCUCGGCUGCUGAAUUUAACCACCUGGACUUUAAGGUGCCGUAAGAAAAUAUUCGUUAACUUAAGAUAUUCAAUCAUACUUUCAUGAGCUCGUAACACGAUGCUAGCCGACUCAGUUUCCGGCCGCUUCCCGGGGGACAGUGAUGUUUAGACUGCCUGGUCUUUUCAGAGCAGUUCGCAGGACGGUCUGCUGCGCCGCCGGCGACAUGGCGAAGGGCAAGUUCUUCUACGCAGUAAAGAAAGGCUUCAAACCCGGAGUCUACAGUUCAUGGGAUGAAUGUAAGAGUCAGGUGGACAAAUUUCCAGCCGCCUCUUUCAAGAAGUUUGCAUCAGAGCGAGACGCCUGGGUGUUCGUCAGAGGAGCUCAGCUUUCUGCUGGUCCACAGGUGAAGAAAGUGACUGAGACCGUGGAGUCGGACGUGUCUCUUCUUCCUAAACGAGGCCCGGAGCCUCUGGAAUACAUUCCCCUCGGCAAGAAGAGAUGUCACUCUGAAAUCGAUCCGAUGAAGUUCCUUCCCAAACGAGUCAAAACAUCGGAAAGCUCGACGUCAGAAAGCACAGACAAAUUCACGUACAUGGGUGACGCUGUGGUCGUUUACACCGACGGCUGCUGCAUAGGCAACGGACAGAAGGGAGCCCGAGCCGGCAUCGGCGUCUACUGGGGCCCCAACCACCCGCUAAACGUUGCAGAGCGGCUCCACGGGAGACAAACCAACCAACGAGCAGAGCUACAGGCAGCCUGCAAAGCCCUGGAACAGGCCCAAGAGAAGAACAUCAAGAAGCUCGUCCUCUACACAGACAGCAAGUUCACCAUCAACGGUGUGACCAGCUGGGUGAAGAACUGGAAGCUGAACGGAUGGAGGCUGAAGUCCGGAGGUCCCAUCGUGAACAAGAACGACUUUGUGAAGCUGGACAAACUGAACUCUCAGCUGGAGGUGGUCUGGCUCCAUAUUCCAGGACACGCCGGCUACACAGGCAACGAGGAGGCCGACCGCCUCUCGAGAGAAGGAGCUGCCAAACCUCUACAGCAGCAGCCUGACCAUGAAGAUCAUUAAGAAGAAGAAGAAGAAGAGCGCUACGACUGAAGACACGAGCUGCUGCUGCAGGACUCUUUGUUUUAUGCUGUUCUGGGGUCGACUACGUUGACUCUGUCUCAAGUGCAAUAUGUUGAUAAACUGAAGCUUUUUCUUUUCUUUUGUAAAAAAAAAAAGAAUUAUGUCCCCGCUCUGAAUAAAGUUGUAAGUUUCUCCUGGUGAAAAUCAGA